AUGUCUCAGCUACCCACCGAUUUUGCUUCAUUGAUCAAGAGAUUCCAAUUUGUCAGUGUCCUGGAUUCUAACCCACAAACAAAAGUCAUGUCCUUGUUGGGAACAAUAGACAAUAAGGAUGCUAUUAUUACGGCUGAAAAGACGCAUUUUCUGUUUGACGAAACCGUGAGAAGACCCUCCCAAGAUGGCCGUUCCACUCCAGUUUUAUAUAACUGUGAAAACGAGUAUUCUUGUAUCAACGGAAUCCAGGAAUUAAAAGAAAUUACGUCCAACGAUAUCUAUUAUUGGGGAUUGUCUGUGAUAAAGCAGGAUAUGCAAUCCAACCCUACUGCCAAGCUGAAUUUAAUUUGGCCUGCUACUCCAAUUCAUAUCAAGAAGUAUGAACAACAAAACUUCCAUUUAGUUAGGGAGACCCCUGAGAUGUACAAGAGAAUUGUUCAGCCCUACAUCGAAGAAAUGUGUAAUAAUGGUAGACUCAAAUGGGUCAACAAUAUUCUUUAUGAAGGUGCUGAAUCCGAAAGAGUUGUUUAUAAAGAUUUCUCUGAAGAAAACAAAAACGAUGGGUUCCUAAUAUUACCUGAUAUGAAAUGGGACGGUAUGAAUCUGGACUCUUUGUAUUUGGUUGCAAUCGUUUACAGAACCGAUAUUAAGACAAUAAGAGAUCUAAGAUACUCUGACAGACAAUGGUUAAUUAACUUGAACAACAAAAUUAGGUCCAUUGUCCCCGGUUGUUAUAACUAUGCUAUUCAUCCGGAUGAGUUGAGAAUUUUGAUUCACUAUCAACCUUCCUAUUAUCAUUUCCACAUUCACAUUGUCAACAUAAAGCAUCCUGGUUUAGGAAACAGUAUUGCUGCUGGCAAGGCGAUCUUAUUGGAAGACAUCAUUGAGAUGUUAAAUUAUUUAGGACCUGAAGGUUACAUGAACAAGACUAUCACCUAUGCUAUUGGUGAAAAUCAUGAUUUGUGGAAAAGGGGUUUGGAAGAAGAACUCACCAAACAGUUGGAAAGAGACGGUAUCCCAAAAAUACCCAAGAUUGUGAACGGCUUUAAAUAA
Molecule: messenger RNA, 1053 nt
Organism: Saccharomyces mikatae IFO 1815
Lineage: Eukaryota; Fungi; Ascomycota; Saccharomycetes; Saccharomycetales; Saccharomycetaceae
Gene: DCS1
Product: 5'-(N(7)-methyl 5'-triphosphoguanosine)-(mRNA) diphosphatase
Exons: 1
Coding region: 1-1053 (350 amino acids)
Biological process (GO): deadenylation-dependent decapping of nuclear-transcribed mRNA
Cellular component (GO): P-body; nucleus
Molecular function (GO): hydrolase activity; RNA 7-methylguanosine cap binding
Source: RefSeq, a predicted model, not a curated record